AUCGACGCAGAUUUUUGUAAGCCGCGUAAAAUACAGUCCAUCCCGGUUAUGUGGCACAAUCAAAGAUACAGAUUUUUGUGGUUUGUCAAAAAUAAAAAUAUAAUAUGGUACAUAAGCGACUGCGGAUACUUAACCGAGUCGUACAUACUUAAAACAAUAGUUUGAAUGUAUUUCAAAAAACAAACCGUGAGAUGCAGCAAGAUAUAGGCAGUUAAGAGGGAUGACUUUCAUUUAAGCGGAGUACUACUUAACCGGGAUUGACUGUACACAUGAAUAAGAGGAAUAUUGAACAUUUUCACAUGUACAUAUUAAAAGACCAAGCGGUCGCGCAUAUUCACGUACAUACAUAUGUAAUUAUGUGUGCAUGUAAACAAAUUUGCAAGAACCAGAGAACUUAAAAGUGUAGAAAGAGAACAUAAAAUUUGUUAACAUUGUAUGUAAGGUCGGAAUUCGCCUCGCAAUUUUAACAUUGUUUACAAUUCUCUCACAUAUUCUAACCGAGAAUAUGAAGAGACAGAAAUAUAUGUAUUUACGGCAUAUGAUGACAAGGCAUAUAUGGCCGAUGAAGAGAAUAUGAAGAGACUCCCAACGAAGAAUUUCGUUUUGCUUGUUUAUAUUUUGUUUCAUUUUGACACCGAAAAUGUGUACAAAAUACAUUAUGUCUCUGUCUCACAUACGCAAGAAUAUGAAGAGACAUAAAUAUAUGUAUGCAUGAAUAUGAAUAUGAAGACAUAAACACAUGCAAGCAUGCUCCUUAUGCAAGUUCAUACAUAUGAAUACAUAUUUACGCACGUUGGAAGGCGAAGCUGUUACAGCGGCAAGGGAAGCGGUAACAAUCGGCGAUCGUUUGUUAGUUUCUUUCGCGUCUCGUCGCGUCAAUGCUUCGACAGAUUGAUGUGCUGAACACAUAGAACGCGACAGACUGCAAGCGCCAUCUGAAUCUGAAUCUGACAGAUGUCGCUUGCAGCCUGUCCCGCUCUAUGUGUUCCUCUGAUGUACCCAAUAAUGAAAAUAACGAAUGAAACAAUGCAAAAAAAUAAAAGAUCUGUGCAAAAAUAUUAAUUUACUAAUGAAAACAUAAAAUAAAUUUAAAUAUUUGUAGGAAAUAAAUAUAUGUAUAUGUGCAUACAUGUAUAUAUUGCACACACACAUUCAUAUAUAUACAUAUAGAUAGAUAGAAAGAAGUUUUACUUCAGUCGUGCGGUCAUAAGCACACUCUCUUUUUUUGUAUUGUACUCAACUUGAGUUGGUAUGGUUGUAACUAGUUCGGUAACUAGUUCACUUUGUGUUUCACUGUGGAGCGUUUUGUUCCUCUUUCAGUGCUCCAGCUGGCUACCUCUUUCUGCUGUUGGUUUGUGUUGUGUAUGUAUAUUUGUUUUAAUGUUCGCGCCCGUUUGUUUCGUUUUAUUGGUGCUUUAGUUUUUCGCGCCCGAUUUAUGUUUUGUGCUUAGGUUUCGCGCGUUUUUGUUUGUUGAAAUUGUUUUGUUUAUUUUGGGAGUUUCGCGCUCGGUUUAUGUGUUUUUUCUUUGUAAAGUUUUGUAUUAUUUGGUUUUUUUAGGUUUAUGCCUUUGUCACUGCAGCUUUGGUUUUUGUUUUUUCGUUCCACUGCACUUUUUUAUUUUACAUCUUUUUUUUUGUGUAUACUGUACGAGUAUAUCUACCGGAGUUUUUCACUUUCUUCCACUUUUUUGAGCACACUGCGCUCUUUUCACUUUAUUGCUGUUUUUGUUUGUUAUAUAUAUACAGUGAAACCUCUACUUGCGGACACCUCCAAUAAGCGGACCGCUCUCUUAACCGGACAAAAAAUUCAGGAACCAAGUUUUACUUUGCGUUUUCAGAACAAAUUCCACUCUAACAACCGGACCCUCUCGUGGCCGGAUGCGGACACUUUUUUUACUACUUUUUAUUUUCAUUACCUCUCGAAAGCGGACGCGGACCUCUCGACAAGGGACAAGAAACUUGGAUUACUGAACGAAAGUGUAAAGAAAACAGUAAAAACCUCUGAUGAGCGGACGCGAAACUCUUAUUUGAGGACAACGAAGACCAAUAAUUGAAGUAAAUGUAGAGUAACUAACCGAACAGCCGAAAUCUAUAUACGAGUAAUAUGAGUACAUACUCGUACACACACCAUAUGUUAAACUGUGAGGACAAGCGGUAACUUGUUAAGAUGUAACGGGAUCUAUAUGUAGCAAUUUGUAGCUAUUAACAUGAAAAAAUAAAAAUUAUGAUUCAUUUGAUUUGUCUUUGCAAAACGUUUAAGUCGUGUUAACCGGGAAAAUAUGCCACAAAAAAAGAAAAUACUUUCUAUUAAAGAAAAAAUGGAAAUUUUAAAUGUGUUGGAGAAAGAAAAUUUAUCUGUUCGUGCAAUCGGAAAAAGGUUAGUGCUUUAUAAUAGUACAAUUUUUUUUUACUUUUAUUUGUUUGCUUUUAAAGAUUCGAUAUUGGAAAAUCCCUGGCUGCCACUAUUGUGAAAAAAAGGAAGACAUUAAAAGGAUAUGGUUGAGUGGUGAUAACAUAAAUAAAAAGAAAAACUUCUUAAAUAGUGAUGGUUCAAAAAUGGACAAUUUGUGUUUUGAGUGGUUUGUCAAAGCCAGAAAUCAAAAUAUACCAGUGUCGGGCCCUAUUUAAAAGGAAAAAGCAAAACAAAUUGCCGGUCAAUUAGAACUUCAAACUUUUUCGGCAUCAAAUGGAUGGUUGGAAAAAUGGCGGAAACGACAUAAUGUGACUUUCAAAUGCAUAUGUGGGGAAUCUGCUGAGGUUAAUCCUGAGGAUGUUUGGAUUCGAAACUGGACUUUUUUUCCGGGCUUUGCCAAAUAAGACUCUUGCCUUGAAGAACGAAAAAUGCGUUGGCGGUAAGUUAUCGAAGGAAAGAUUAACAGUGCUAUUGUGUGCCAAUAUGGCUGGAGAUAAAGAAAUACCGUUGGUGAUCGGAAAAGCAGCAUGCCCACGCGCGUUUAAAAAAUGCGAUAUAAAAAAUCUGCCAGUUGAAUGGAAGUCAAAUCCCAAAGCUUGGAUGUCUCGUGAAAUUAUGUGUGAGUGGCUACUAACUUUUGAUAAAAAAAUGGGCUCUCAGAUGAGAAGAGUUUUACUAUUUUUGGACAAUGCCACAACUCACUCUCGAGAUAUUAAACUUAAUAACAUAAAGUUGAUCUUUUUACCUGCUAAUACAACAUCCAUUUGCCAGCCCCUCGAUCAGGGAAUUAUAGAGAAUUUCAAAUGUCACUACAGAUGCAAUAUUAUCAAACAUAUUUUAAGAAGAAUAGAUGGAAGUUCAAUGAACAAACUUUCAAAAACCUUUGACAUUUUGGAGGCUAUUUAGUUUAUUAAGACUGCAUGGGACAACGUAACGAUGGAAACAAUUAAAAACUGUUUUUCUAAAGCUGGUUUCCAGAAAAGUUUGAACGAAAUUUCUGACUUCGAUGCAGAGGACGAUAUUCCCAUAUCUACGUUAUCGGCUUUGAUAAAGCUUUUAAAUGAAAAUGGGCAAGGGCAGCAUUCCGAUGACUUUUUGUUAAUCGACGAAAUUGUUACUACAGAAGAUGAUAAUAUUGACAUUGUUAUUGACGAAACGGUUACUGAAGAAUGAUCUGACAGAGAAACUGAAGACCUCAAUGAAGUAUGCGCUCAGGAUGCGAGUCAAAUUAAAUCAUACACUGAAGCACUAAAACAACUUCGUCGCAUUAAAAAAUUCGUUAGUGACGACGUUACUGGAUUUCAGUACGCCAAAAACUUGGAAAGUCAUCUUGAAAACUGUUUUAUAAAACUUCGGUAAAGGAAUUUUUAAAAGUCCAAACAUAAAUAAAUAUGUUCAAUAUAUUAUAACUAUGAAACAUCUCGCAAUAAAAAUGAAAUAUAUAAAUUAAAUUACCAAGAAAUCUAAUUUAUUUAAAAAGUAGUAUGUGUAUAAAUUUUAGUAAAAUUUGUAUUCGCCCACUCCUACAAGCGGACCCCCCCCAUCAGCGGACAAAAAUUGUGGAACCGUCAGUGUCCGCUUGUGGGAGGUUUCACUGUAUAUAUGUAUUUUUUAUUUUUAUUUUAUUUUUUUUCGCCUCUGCACUUUGUUUUGUUUUAUUUCAUAAUAGUAACUAAUUGUCACCUCUAGUAUACAUAUUUAUGUAUUUAUUUUAUUUUGUAUUUCACAUAGUGCCUUUCUGUAAGGCUCGAAAGACCAUAGAUAAAUUGCUGCUAAAUUUGCAAACAGAAGUCCAAGCAACUUCAACGCUUCUUCAAUAAAAACACUCACUUUCAAAUGUACAAUCAUUUAAUAUAAUGUUUAUUAAAUUCUUAUAAAAAAUAUUAACAUAAAAUUUGUAUUAACUGAUACUAAUUAAUGUACGACGUAGGUAUGUAGAUGUACAGAGCGAGGUGGAUAAAAGUUGCACCCCGGUCCGCUGAGUUGACGAAGGAGGUAUUUACGAGGCGCUGCGUAGGAUCGAAUGUGGGUUUCGAAGUGUAGGAGACGAAUCGAUGUCCAAUGGACUGCUGCAAAUCGGCGCGGGCGGAACUCUUUCGAUAGGAACCCAAAGUAAUGCUGACGCGGCGCAGUAUCGAAUCGAAUUGUAUAAACGAAAGUUGCUAUGCCGAUAGUGUGAACGAUUGUGUCUGCUUUCUCAUUGUCCAGCCUUUUUGAUGAGUGAGUAUAUACGAGGGCUGUCCGAUAAAUAACCGACCUAACCAUGAUGCACGCGACUUUUUCAAAAAUUUUUUUUUUUAUUUUUCUACAUAGUCUCCUUGUAACUCCACACACUUCUCCCAGCGAUACUCCCAUCUCUGCAACACUUCCAAAUAGUACUUGGCGUCUUUGUCUGCAAAAUACGAGUUCACGAAAGAGAUUGCCUCCUCAUUUGACGAAAAUCUCUGGCCGCCGAGCGCAGUUUUAAGUUGAGGCAACAAAAAAAAGUCGCUUGUUGCUAGAUCCGGUGAAUAAGGUGGAUGGUCAAGCAGUUCGAACCGCAAUUCGUGGAUUUUCGCCAUGGCGACUGUUGAGGUGUGAGAUGGUGCGUUGUCUUGGUGGAACAACACUUUCUUUUUUUGCAAAUGUGGCCGAUUUUUCAAAAUUUCUUCCUUUAGCUUGUCCAAUAAUGAUGCGUAGUAUGCUCCUGUUAUAGUUUUUCCUUUUUCAAGAUAGUCUAUAAAAAUAAUUCCAUGGCUGUCCCAAAAAACACUCGCCAUCACUUUCCCAGCCGAAUACACAGCUUUAGGUUUUUUUGGGGCUGGUUCCCCCUUUUCAAUCCACUGUUUAGAUUGGUAUUUUGUUUCGGGCGUAUAAUGAUGAAUCCAAGUUUCGUCUACAGUUAUCAAUCGGCGCCAAAACUCAGUCUUAUUGCCUCUAAACUGAGCCAACAGAGCGCCGGAAAUGUUCAUGCGCGCACGUUUGUGGUCUAGCGUAAGCAAACGCGGCACCCAACGCGCGGACAGCUUUCUCAUGCCCUAAAUCUUGGUUUAAUAUGUGACAAACAGUUUCUUUUGACAUCUUCAUAAUCUCAGCUAUUUCCCUAACUUUGAUCCGGCGGUCGUCUAGUACCAAUUGAUGAACUUUAGCGAUGUUAUCGUUAGUGGUUACAGUUUUUGGACGUUCAUCAUCUUCCAAGCUCCUGCGACCACGUUUAAAUUCAGCUGCCCAAAAUUUUACGGUGGUAAACGAUGGUGCAGAGUCACCAUACAUAGAGUCCAACUCAUCUUUGAUUUGUGAAGGCGUAUUGCCUUUCAAAAAUAAAAAUUUAAUUACAGCUCGAUAUUCAAUUUUUUCCAUUUUGCGGAAAUCACCGAAAUAUACUCACAAAAACGACUGUCAACAGAUAAUUGCGCAAGAUAAAUUUCUGAAAUUUUGGCGAGUAGCUAUUAAAAUAUGCACAAUUUGAAAUAGAAACUUUUUUUUCAGAUGUGCCGCUAGCUUCACGUUGAGGUCGGUUAUUUAUCGGACAGCCCUCGUAGGUAUGGUGAGUUGUGUUGGUGUCAUCAGCUGUGGUGAAUUAAGCUGUCGCAUUAGGAUGCGCCAGUUUUACGUGUGGAGGGGGUGGAUGCUUAACUCAUUAAACGCUGACAAUAGCAUUACAUUAAUAUUAUUUUCAUCCACAAAUCUAGAAAGUUCCAAUUUAUUUUGGUUAACACCAUUAUCAUUCCAUAAACAAAUGUUCAAUACGCUCAUUUUUUACCUAAAAAGUUUGCAACAUUUCGUUCUGUGCUUUGAUUAUUACUUGAAUCAUAUUUUGCAUUGUAGACAUAAAUUGUGUCAUACAUUGCGUAAGGUUGAAAAUCAUAAUUUCAACACUAUUAUUUGGUUAGUUUUAGGGCAAUUGCAUUUGUACACGGCUUUCACCACGUUUGCAUAGCUCCUUUGUGUAGCAUUGUCUUUAAAAUUUAUUGGUUUUAAAAUAUGGACGGGGAUUUCAAUAUUUUCAUUUAACAUUUAGUUGCGACGUCCUGGAAUUCCUACAGACAGUUUCGAUUGUUUUGUUUAGUUUGCAGUGUGAUUUCCUCCACAGUUGCCACAUUUCUAAUUUAAAUCCUUUUUUUACGAGAGUUGGGUGUGGGAUGUAAAUCACCACACACCACGCAGACACUGCUACUGAUCAGCUGAUAUUCUGCGAUGGAGCAGAUAUUUUAGAUUGUAAAUCGAAUGUGUUUCGUUUUUCCUUAGUUAUAAUUUGGCAUCAAUUCUAUUUUAAACAUUGGUUGUGGGACUUUAUGUCUGUUAAAAAUGCUUAUUUAAUACUAAAACCAUAAUCUUCCAAUGCUUCUUUAACGUUUUUAGAUUCUACCGAAGACUCUAUCCCUUUUAUGACAACAAAUAGACCUUUAGAGCUCUUCAAUUGGCAAGAGUAGUAAUUCUUGUUAUUAUUUGAUAAGAAUUUUACAACAUCCAUGAAACUUUUUUCAGUGUACGUUUGAAUUUUUGUUUCAUCUACAUAUGUUACUUUUAUUCAAGCCCAACAAACACUGGAAUUGAAAUUCUCAAACGUUGGAGAAAAUAUUAAUUUUCAAUUUGAAAUUCAUCAUUUAUUCAAUUUGAAAGACAACAUUUUCUCAAACGUUUCUCAAAGGCUAUUUCUCAAAUUUGUUUCCAUCGUUUUACAAUUUGAUAAAAAUCAUUUUCUCAAAUAUGUGGCAUGCCGUUUCAUUCCGUUCAAUAAUCAAUCAAUCAUCUGUCAAAAAGUAUUCAUAAUUAAAAAAACGUUAUCGUGAUUUGCAGCAAUUUUGAAGAUUAAAAGUGAAAGGAGGUAUAAUAUUAUAAAUAUUUGUUAUAAUUGUGAUAUUUCGAAUGGUGUAUCAAAAAUUUCAUCCGUGGAAGUUAUUAAUUUGAAUGACUUUUUUAUUACACCAAUAAAAUCAUCAAACUUUACUAUAUGAGAUAUUGCUCUGCUUUACAAUUUUCAAGUUGCGUCUAUCAGCAUUUAGCGGAAGAAAUAUCACAAAAAAUGAUCUUGCUUAGUAAUUUUGAAUGUAGUCAAUAUGUAUUUAUUCCUCUUAUUCACAAUUAGAUGGAUUUCAAUAGCUCGUUUAUAUCGAUUGGAUGUGAGCAAACCACUAAAUCAAUCGUAGAUUUUGACGACUUAAGUAGCAAACUGGAUAGUCUGGAUAAGAAGGUAGAAGAUUUGUUAAAAGAACAUCAUACAACUCAAAAGCUUCUGAAGAGAGUAUUGGAAGAAGUUAAAUCGACCUCACAUAAUGCUACAAAAAAAAGAAAUAAAAUUUUGCCACAAAAACCUUUUGCAGAAGCGCAUGAUUUCGCUACUUUUGAAGACAAAAUUCAAUCUUCCGAAACAAAAUUUAACGAUUUGGUGGCUGAAUUGCAAAUGAUAAUAGCAUCAAAUUCGGACAAAUUUGUUAAAAUGGCUUGGCGAAAAGUUUUUACGGACGAUGUUGCCCAGAUAUACUCCUGGAAAGGAACAAAGACGAAAAAACCGGCAAGAGCACUUAGUGUGACGACAGCAUUAAGACAGGCAUACCAUCAAAAAUUCCCUACCGCUGCCACGGAUAUGGAAUUCGAGCGGACUACACUGAAUUUUUUCCAACACGCCAGCAACAGAUUAAAAAAAAGAAUUGAAUACGAAAACAAAAAGAAUAUGUCAUCGGUAAUCGUAGAUUAAUUAGUUAUUAUAUUAUUGUGCGACAAUUUUAAAUUUAAAUUUGUAAGUUGUAAUUGGAUUAUUCCUAAGUUUUGCACUGAAAUUAACUUUUUCGUUUGUUUCCUUAUCUUAAGAAUGUACUACAUUAUUUUCGUUAAUUUAAAUUAAAAAAUGAAUUUUUGUUACGUUACCAUGUUAUUUAUUGUUUAAUAAAAUUUAUGUAUAUAUGUAUAUGUACU
Molecule: messenger RNA, 8308 nt
Organism: Bactrocera dorsalis (oriental fruit fly)
Lineage: Eukaryota; Metazoa; Arthropoda; Insecta; Diptera; Tephritidae
Exons: 5
Coding region: 7482-8090 (202 amino acids)
Source: RefSeq, a predicted model, not a curated record